Molecule: messenger RNA, 345 nt
Organism: Parnassius apollo (apollo)
Lineage: Eukaryota; Metazoa; Arthropoda; Insecta; Lepidoptera; Papilionidae
Source: the annotation of a GenBank genome assembly
AUGACGCGGAGCACCGUAAAAGGUGCAAGACAUUUGGCACUGCCUAAAUCGCUGAACCAUCUACCAAGCAUAUCUAUUGUGGGAAACCUUCAGGUGUCAGGCGAAGGUGACGUGCAAAUUUGUGUUUAUUAUCGAAGUAUAUUUGAAGACCUGUACCGCGUUGUGUGUGCCGCGUUCUCAACCACAGGGGAAGCGAGGAGCAAUUGGCAUCAGGGCAGUGUUAAGCGAAGCGGCGAGAACUACUGGCUUCGCGCUAGAACUGAGCACAACUAUCUAUUACUGAAACAAACGUCAAUUACCUUGAUUGUUGCUGUAUCUGUGUUAUUUGAAGAAACACCGAAUUAA